Messenger RNA from Tigriopus californicus, 2506 nucleotides. RefSeq lists its product as uncharacterized. NCBI's taxonomy places the organism in Eukaryota, Metazoa, Arthropoda, Copepoda, Harpacticoida, Harpacticidae. The transcript has 6 exons. The record is from RefSeq and is a predicted model, not a curated record. Bases 987 to 1595 code for a protein of 202 amino acids.
AAGAAGAAGAAGGAGGAGGAGGAGGCGAAGGAGGAACACCAGAACAAGGAGAGAGGUCUGCAUGUGAGGCGGAACACGCGAAAUGCCUCCUCGUCUUGGCUUACAUACAUUGGUUCCUUUCAGUCUACGCAAAGUGAGAGAAAGACUUGAAUGAAGAUCAAACUGGGAUACAAGGCUACAUCCGCCAAGAUUGAACAGCCUUUUUCCCUUCCUUCUCAUGCUGUAACUCUCAUCUCGUACUCCUUCUCCUGCUCCUUCGUCCUCUCCUUCGUCUUCUUCUCCUUCUAUCCCUCCCUCCCUCCUUUGGCGUUCCUCCACGGCCUUUUCGACUCUGAGCUUGCUCGCCACUCUCGCUCGCUCACAUGAAGACAAGGCUCGAAAAGGCGGAAGAAAACGGUCUUCUUCUUCUUCUCCUUCCUCUUCUUUUGGUUCCUUCGUAUUCUGUGAAUGUCCCAUAAACGAUGUCUCAGUUACAAAACAGCCUCCGAACGGACAACGCAGGUAUCCAUUGGGUUUACUUGUGCUAAUCCGGUUCGGAGGGCAUUCAAAUGUUCCACAUCCAGUCCCCUAUCAUUAUCAUUAUUCCUCGUAUCAUCCUCACUCUUGUUGCCACCUUUGCAUGAGACGUAGUAGUCCCCGCCAAAGGCAAAUGUGGGCUAUGACGAUCAAGUCUAGAAGGUCUGAGGCAUCACCUGCACACUUUGGAGUCAGCUUGAAUCCAGUUCGCGGAGCCAGGUAAAAAUGGCAUCUAAAUGGGAGAAUGACGAACAGGAACUGAGGCGAGCCCUAAAAGUGAAUCAACCAAGUGGAAUGUCUUUGCUCCAAGGGCAGCUUACUUAAUAGAAAAAAGAGAGUGCGCUGCUGACUUCCACAACAACAACCAAUAACCAACCAACCAAUCAACCAACCCAGCCCUCAUCAAUCGUUGAGGCCCCAUUCAAAACAAUAGCAACCAUCGACAAGAUAGUUUUGGAAAAUAACUCACCAUGAAAGUGCUAGUUUUAGUGGCUAUUUUUGCUACUCUCGUGUCUGUUCAAGGCAAACACAAAAAGAAUGACUGGCAUGAACACGAUCAGAGCUUGAUGAAGGAAAAACUCCGACUCCGCAAGGAAGAGACCAACACCAUUGACCAUGGACAUGGUCAAUACAAGACCAAGCACAAUGGAAAAGGAAAAUCCUUCCAUUCCGGCCACCGAGACGAACAACAUUGGAGAAGCAAACAUGGGUCAGAUGGAGAACAUAAAAAGUCCCGACAUGAUCUCGACGAUAUUCGACUCCAAGAAUUGGAUCACCACGUCGCGCCCAAGCAAAAACACUCCAAGGCUGGGCUUUUCAAGCAUUCAUUGGGGCGUGUAGCGAAGCACUCCAUGAAGAAAAUUGAAAACAAUGCAUCCAAGACCACGAAGGCCAAGUUCUUGAAGAAGAAGACCCUCAAAAAAGCCUUCAAGAAGGCCCUUAAAGCUGGGACGCUUCCGCAAGACGUGGCCGAGAAAUGCAGUCGCACCAAUCCCAAAAAAUAUAAGAAGAAGGCGUGUAUGAAGUACUUCAAAAAGUACUACUUCAACCAGAAAAAGAAUUCCCAACUGAUCCCGUGAGGGCACAAUCAGUUUAAUUAUGACGAAAAUGAGCAGCAGUAUUCAGUGACAGUGAAAGUGAGCCGUGAAAAAGAACCAUUGGAAAGACUAAUAUUUCAGCAAAACCACACAGCAAAAAGACUGUCAACCCGUGUUAACCAGGACCAAUGAGUCCGUCAAUAUCUUUGGAUCUUGUUUGUUCCCCCGGUGAAAAAUGAGCCAUCGCCCAGAAGCUGCGAAGAUCAGUGACGAGAAUCCUGGUUGAGUGCCAAUACAAGAACCGACCAAAUCAAUACCAUCAGCACCUAUUUUCAUUCCGUGAAAGGCACCCCCUACCAACUUGAAAUCCACUAGGAACCCCUUGGAACAAUCGGGCAUGACUUCAAUGGCGAAGGUCCAAUUUUCGAAGCCAACCAACGAGUGAACAAAAACCCCGCACCCUUUUAACCAUUUGGCCAAACAAACCCUAUGAAACUUUUUUCUUGGCAUUUUGAUCGCAUGUAUUUGUGUAAACUAGGACAUUCCGAUGUAAGGCAUAUUUCUCGCUUCUCUCUCAUAUAAACUAACAGACCCAUUCGCGUUCUACCUUGAUAGACAAAAUGGAUCGGAUUUCCGGUUCAAUCACCAAACACUACAACAUUUGCCGAAAACAAUACAAACCCACUUCAACACCAUCACAACCACGACUUUUAAUAACAUCGCUAAUAAUAACAAUAAUAACAUAGACUGUCACUUACAACACCCGUGAACGAAAACCUCCAUAUGAAUAAUAUUUCUUUUCAAUCCUGCUCUUUCUCCAUUUGAAUUCAGCUAGCUCUUGUAUGUAAUGAAUCCAUUCACAACUAAGAUUAAAUGCAUUGCUACAUCAAGCCAUUUCUCUUCAUCUCUCCAAAUGAAAUUCUGAAUACUGCUAAAUACAAUACUAACCUCGA